Sorex araneus (European shrew) is the source of this 1722-nucleotide messenger RNA. RefSeq names its product interactor of HORMAD1 1 (gene IHO1). Lineage: Eukaryota; Metazoa; Chordata; Mammalia; Eulipotyphla; Soricidae. Gene Ontology annotation, biological process: DNA recombination; meiotic DNA double-strand break formation; homologous chromosome pairing at meiosis. Gene Ontology annotation, cellular component: condensed nuclear chromosome. The record is from RefSeq and is a predicted model, not a curated record. Bases 1 to 1722 code for a protein of 573 amino acids. The transcript is spliced from 7 exons.
AUGAAUUUUAAUAUCUGGAAUAUCAAAGAUAUGUUCAGUAUUCCCUCAGGCGCGGGGACUGCUAAAUCAUCUAACUGGAAUAGUAAUCAGAAUGAUUACUCCAGUCUCAGUGAUUCCCAAUUCCUUUUUGGUUCCCAGUUCUGUCCAGAAAGUUCAGAUACCCAGUCAGCACCCUUGGACUUUGAUGUCCAGUUGAAGAACCCAAAACAGUCACAACAGAAUUCUUUGGAUAGUGAACCUAGUGUUUUCGCAAAGUACCAGACCAAACCCCACUUAUUUGGAGGAGGAGGAGAUUCAAAAGAUGGAACUUUAUUUCCUCUUCCUGUGUCAGUUAGAAAAUCAAAAGACUUGCUGAAGCAGUUUGAGGAGAAAAAAAAAAGAGCAGAAGACAAAUAUGACAGUGAGACUCUGUACAACUUUAUUUCCCAUGUCAGAGAAAGCAUUGAUAGGUUGCAGACCACUGUGGAAAAGUCUGAGGAAUGUCUCAGUUUAAGAAGUCAAUUUAUUGUGGAUUCUUUGGAGACUGUGGUCAAGACAUUGCUUGAGACAUCAAGAUCCCAAAAAGACCUGCUGCUGGAAAGAGUGAAGGACACUGGUAACCUGGAGCAGGCCAUCAUUGAGAUACAAAAGAGAUUUGAAGCUAAACAAGCAGAAUUUGUGGAAAUGAAAACCAGCCUAGAGCAUCUUGAAGUCUUGGUUAUCCAGCAGAGUAAGGAUUUGCAGCAGCUGGGAGAGCAGCUGAGCCAGCUGAAUAUUCCUGGUGUCUUAGCAGAGAUCAAGAGUUUGGUCUCAUUCCCUGGAGUAGUCACGCAUGUGAAAGACAGCACUUCCCAGACCUCACCUCUUCUGGCUCAGAGCCUCAGUUUCACCAACCAGAAAGUCUGUGCCCCUGAGGACUCCGCUCUACAGCAGGCGCAGGUCCGCCCUGCUGUAAGGAAGCUCAGUAUGGGCUCCCCAUUACCUCCUAGCUUAAGUGUCUGGGUUGAGGGAGCUCAGCACGAUACCCUUCAAGAAGAGGCUGAACUGCUGGCUUCUAGAGCAGGUAAAGGGAAGCAGGAGGUAAAGGACCAGGCUGUGCAGACUAAUAGCAAGAAUCAUCCUGGGACUAAAGCCAGCUCUGAGAAUGGCAGCACUGACCACACUCUUCCUGAGAACUCAGACCUGCUUUCCCAAGGAGCCUCACCACUUACACACCUGCAUUUAGACCGCUUCGCAACCAGCACUAAGAACAGCUCUCAGAAACAUCAUGCCCGAGAUAUGUUCUUAUAUGACCCCUUUGAACAGAGGUUGGUGACAACCCAGAAAGGCAGAACCAGAGCGAGAGUGAGGAAGGAUAAGAAGCAGCAGCUUAGGAAAGCCUGCAGAGGCAGGCCACGAGCCAGGAAGCAAGAGCAAAUUCCAAGCAAUACCUGUGCUUUUAGUUCUAAACAUCCUCCACCUACAGAUUCUGUUCCUCAAAAGGCCCCCCACAGGCAGCAGGAGGUCUUUGACCUCUCUACACUAGAGGACCCUGCUCUAGGAGGAAGUGUCAGUAAGACAGAAGAAGGGGACCUCCUGCAGGCCAGUGGGCAUUCUUGCCAAGACAGCAGUUCCCAAAGGGACCACCACAUACACUGGUUCAGUGACCUCAACCUUAGCAGUUCCAACUCCCCAAAAUGCAGGGAACCAGGGAAAAUUCUGCUGUAUGACCUGGAUUUUGAUAGCAGUGAUGAUGGUUUUUGA